GAGUCCAUACGUAUAUAAAGGUAUGUCGUUGGCACAACGUGCACCACAUUUAAAUAAGAAUCUGAUUCCAAAAGAAACAAAGAAAUUGUCAACGGUUAAACUCGAUAUGUGUACUACGACGUUUACGGAGUAUUGCUAUCACUGUACAAUUCACGGUUUAAAAUAUAUUGGCGAUAAGUCCUUGCCUAAUUUUGAACGAAUUUUUUGGAUAUUUUCAUUUUUAAUGGCGAUAUUCGGCGCAGCUUACUUCAUCUGGCAUCUUUAUACUAAAUACUUAUUAGCGCCAAUUAUUAUAUCUCGCAGCUCCGAAUCCGUUUCUAUCGAUCAAUUUCCCUUCCCAGCACUCACGGUUUGUAAUAUGAACAAUGCCAAAAGAUCCGUCGCUCAAGAAAUAAUCAAAGGAAACAAUUCGUUGCAGAAAUUUUUUCUCGAAGAUAUUUGCAAUUUCAAAUCAAAUUUAACUUCUGUCCAACGCGAGGUAACCGAAGAAUCAGGAGAAUGGGAAAAUGUAUAUAAAUUUUUAUUAAAUGUGUCUCAAGAUUGUUCUCAAAUGCUUCAUCAUUGCGAAUGGCAUGGAAAUAUGACAAAUUGCUCAGACAUUUUUAAUCCCGUUCUAACGGAUGAAGGCUUGUGCUGUAAAUUUAAUUCGGUACCGCAUUUACUACAUGAUCCGAGGAUUUGGGAUAAGUUACGCAUAUCAUACGCAUCUGAAAAGCACAUCGAUUGGACUCCCGAGUAUAAAUUUAGUAAAAACGAUCCUCCAACGGCUAUUCCUUGGCGGGCUUAUGGUAGUGGUGCCAGUUACGGUUUAACAUUGGCACUCGAUGUUGAUUCCGACGAAUAUUAUUGCUCGUCUACCGCCAGUGUCGGAUUUAAGAUGCUGCUUCACAGUCCAGUGGAAAGUCCGCAAAUAAGUGACUUUGGUUUCACAUUGUCGCCGGGGAAAGAGACACGUGUCAUAAUAACUCCCCACAUAACCGAGGCUGACAAAUCAAUCAUGAACAUUCCACCAAAAAAACGUCGCUGCUUCUUUCUCAAUGAGAAAAAAUUACGUUACUACAGAACCUACACGCAGCGAAAUUGUCUUCUCGAAUGCGAAGCAAACUUCACACUCGAAUACUGCCAAUGUAUGCAAUACUACAUGCCCGUUUCAAAUGAUACAAGAAUCUGUGGAAAGAACGAUGAUCAGUGUGCAAUAAAUGCUCGAAAAUUCAUGAAAAAUAAAUUGUACGAAGAAGACGAGGUUAAAGCUUUCAAUUUUACCGAAGCACCCAGUUGUAAAUGCUAUCCUGGCUGUAACGAAAUCAAUUAUAGCACAGAAAUUUCACAAAGCAUGUUAUUGGCUACAUUUGAAAUCCCAGAGGAAUAUUUCAAAUAUGAUAGAGCAUAUUUUGAAAAAAAUAUAGCAGUGGUACACAUUUUUUUCAUCGAUGAUUCGUAUGUGAAAUAUACAAAAAAUGAAUUAUACGGAUUUGCAGAAUUACUAUCCAAUACUGGAGGACUGCUAGGUCUAUUUAUGGGUUUUAGUUUAUUAUCGAUAAUAGAAAUAAUUUACUAUUUCACUAUUAGGCUUUGGUGGCGUAUCUUCAAAAACAAAAAACGAGAAAAUGAUAGAAAUAAGUUUAUCGUGCAACCAAUUAUGAACAAACUUGAUACAAUAUAUCCUUUCAUAGAAUGA
Ceratosolen solmsi marchali is the source of this 1678-nucleotide messenger RNA. RefSeq names its product pickpocket protein 28. Gene Ontology annotation, cellular component: plasma membrane. Gene Ontology annotation, molecular function: ligand-gated sodium channel activity. The transcript is spliced from 11 exons. The record is from RefSeq and is a predicted model, not a curated record. Bases 23 to 1678 code for a protein of 551 amino acids. NCBI's taxonomy places the organism in Eukaryota, Metazoa, Arthropoda, Insecta, Hymenoptera, Agaonidae. Gene Ontology annotation, biological process: sodium ion transmembrane transport.